UCAACAUCGAUUGGCCAAUUAACCGGCGUCCUUUGUCGGACAUCGUACCUCGAUUGCAUUCGAGAGAUCAAUCGUUAUCUUUUCUCGAAAGAUACUCGUAGAAAAAUAUGCAAUUGAAUGAUAUAAAUAAAACGAUUUCGCUUGUUGAAAAAUUGUUGAAACAUUGAAUGCUGCAACAAGCAUUUUGCGGAGAAAUCAAAAGUAAUUGAACAAAUAAAAGACUGGAGGCUGAUUUCGAAUCCGAUUUUCAAUCGAAAGUUACGCGAGUGACGAGAAAAUUUCUCGAUGGUUCUUCGUGGUUUGCUGGCACCAGCGGCGGCGCGAUGGACACGAAAUAAAACAAGGGGUCAAGAGAAGCAGGCUGCUGGACAGUUAGGAUUAUCACGUUAUGGACCGCAGGUGAUGAGUGUAUUGUGUUUAUGCACCACAGUACAUCAGACCAGUCAGAACAACAAUCAAGCAAGCAAAAUACUUUCAAACACAUCAUCAAUCUCAUCUGAAGAAGAAAAUAUAAACUCGUUGCAGGAAAUACCCACCGACGAACUGGCUCUAUUAGCUAAGCUGGAGGAAGCCAAUAGGCUUAUCGAAUCGGAUGCAAAAUCGUUGAAUUCGCUCCAAAGCAAUCACAGUAGGAAAGGUUCUGACACAUCUCAAGUAUCUGUGGCGUCGGGGGGCAGCGGAGGAAAUAGCGAUGCUGCACCCCGACGCCACAAUUCAGCUGAUGGUGAAGAGAACACAUGGUCUCUAUGGGGUCACAUCGUCGCUGAUUGGGAUUAUCAUUGGAAGAAGAGGAAAGAAUUCGUCAAAGAAUUAGUACGUCAAGGAAUACCUCAUCAUUUUAGAGGUAUUGUUUGGCAGUUAUUAAGUGGUGCUCAUGACUCUCCUGUGAAAAAACAAUUCGCUGAGUAUAUCAAGGCCACGUCCGCAUGCGAAAGGAUAAUUAGAAGGGAUAUAGCCAGAACGUAUCCUGAGCAUGAUUUUUUUAAGGAAAAAGAUGGGCUUGGCCAGGAAAGUUUAUUUAACGUUAUGAAAGCGUAUAGUCUUCAUGAUCGUGAAGUGGGAUACUGUCAAGGUUCGGGAUUUAUUGUAGGAUUACUUCUUAUGCAGCAAAUGCCAGAAGAAGAAGCUUUCGCUGUACUGGUAGCGCUUAUGCAAGAGUAUCGUUUGCGAGACAUGUUCAAACCGAGUAUGGCUGAAUUAGGGGUGUGCAUGUAUCAGCUAGAACAUUUAGUUGCUGACACGCAUCCCGAGUUACACGCUCAUUUUGCGGCUCAAGGUUUUCAUACAUCGAUGUACGCAUCGUCUUGGUUUCUUACGCUUUUUACUACAACGCUCAGUCUAUCGCUGGCCUGCCGCAUUUUUGACGUGUUUCUAUCUGAAGGCAUGGAAAUUAUUUUCAAAGUUGCACUGGCCAUGUUACAUUUAGGCAAAGAAGAUUUAUUAAGCUUGGACAUGGAAGGCAUGUUGAAGUUCUUUCAGAAACAAUUACCUGGAAGAGCAGAGAAAGAUCCUGAUGGCCUCAUGAAUCUUGCUUAUAGUAUGAAAAUAAAUUCAAAAAGAAUGAAGAAACUUGAGAAAGAUUAUACCGUGUUGAAAAUGAAAGAGCAAGAAGAGAUGAUUGAGCUUCGUAGACUUAGAGCCGAGAAUAGAUUACUUAGACAAAGAACUGAACUUCUGGAAGCUGAAUCUGCAGAAUUGGCAGAUAGAUUAGUCAGGGGUCAAGUUUCCCGAGCAGAAGAGGAAGAAACUGCUUUCGUUGUACAAAGAGAAUUAGCAGCUCUUCGACACACUCAUCUUGAAACCAGUCAUCAACUUGAACAAGCUCAUGAAGAAUUGAGAUCAUUGUCGCUUCUGCUAGAAGAAAAUGUGACAUCAAAGCAAUCCUCUUUGGAUGAAAUUUUAUUAAAACAGGAAGCAUUGUCGCAAAAAGAAGAAAUGAUACAAUGUUUACAAGAAGAAUUAGUAAAGGUUCGAUUAUAUGAGGCAGAGAAUGAAGCAACGAUAAGAGAACUUAGAGCAAGAAUACAAGAAUUAGAAGAAGAUAAAAAAACAUUACGAGAAACAACACCAGAUAAUUCUGUUGCUCAUUUACAAGAAGAAUUAAUUGCAGUGAAACUAAGAGAAGCAGAGGCUAAUCUUUCUUUAAAGGAUCUUCGGCAAAGAGUAAUGGAAUUAAGCAGUGCCUGGCAAAGGCAUUUGCAAGAACAUCGUUCCGCCCAAACACAACCCGCAAGUGAUUCUACGCCGAAGAAACUUCUAUUUUGGGAGAAUCGGGGACAUGAAGUGCAAAAAUAUGAAGAAGAUUUAAUGACAACCAGAAUUCGAGAAAUGGAAGCUUUAACCGAGGUGAAGGAGCUUAGACUUAAAGUCAUGGAGCUUGAGACUCAAGUGCAAGUUGCUACGAAUCAACUACGUCGACAAGACGAAGGUGGAAAAUUCAUUAAGGAUGAAUUAGAAGCUGCCUUAUCAAGAGAGAAAGAACUCACUACUAAAUUACGAGAGCAACAACAUAAAUAUUCUGAUUUAGAAUCAAAGAUGAAGGAUGAAGCUAUGAUGGCUAGGAUACGUGAUGCAGAGCAUGCGCAGCAAGUAGCAGAACUUACGCAAAAAAUAUCUCUCCUUGAGUUAAAAAAUGAAGAGAUGCAUGCGGAAGGUGAACUUAGAAAUAAUUUGGAUGACAGUGAAAGAGUCAGAGAAUUGCAAGAUAAAGUUGCAGAAUUAAAAGCUGAGGUCAUGAGGCUAGAAAGUUGGAAACAACGUUGGACAGGUCAUGGUGGACAAAAUGUAAGAAGUUUCAGUGUUGACACUGAAAGUGAAUUGGACGAGCGGGAUCUCAGAAUUUGUUUACAGGAUCAUAUCAAUGCGUCUACACAGAAUUCACCAGAGAUUAAUGAAAGUGAAAGUGAAACCGAACGAGAUAAUCGGGAGUACUCUUGUAAAACUUAAAUAGCCCGGAUAACUCGUUCCUUAUAACGACUUCCUAGGAUGUGAUAAUUACUUCCAACGUAAGUAAUUGCGCAGAUCAGAACGUCAAAGUGCUUUUUUUUUUCACUUUUCAGUUUUUUUUUUAGCUUGAUCAAACCCUUAACGAUCCAUUCUUGUUCCUGAAAUGAUCAUAUGUUUUGAGACGGUUUAAAGAGUUAAAAGUAAAUGAUUUGGGAUUUAUUUAUUUUUAAGAUAAAAGCUAAUUGAUAUCAAAAUGAUCAUUUUUAUCAUGUAAUAAAUUGCAAUGAAUAUCAUGUGAUAAAUAAUUUUAUCACUAGUUUUUUUUUUAUUUCUUUCAUUCUGUCUAAUGGAAGAGUAUUUGUUUAUACUCAUUAGCAUAUCUUUACAAGAUUAUUGAUAAAAAAAUAUAUUGAAAAGUGUUUCU
Molecule: messenger RNA, 3370 nt
Organism: Apis laboriosa (Himalayan honeybee)
Lineage: Eukaryota; Metazoa; Arthropoda; Insecta; Hymenoptera; Apidae
Gene: Evi5
Product: ecotropic viral integration site 5 ortholog
Exons: 11
Coding region: 286-2946 (886 amino acids)
Source: RefSeq, a predicted model, not a curated record